CACCGCGCCGCUGGGGAGGGCCGCAGCCAUGGCCGACACCGCCGCUCCGCCGCCGGCCGCCGCUCCCGCCUCGGGCCUCCCGGCUGCCCCCGGCAGCAACCCCCUGUCCCGCAAGCUCAACAAGAUCCUGGAGACGCGGCUGGACAAUGACAAGGAAAUGCUGGAAGCACUCAAGGCUCUCUCGACCUUUUUUGUUGAGAACAGUUUGCGCACCCGAAGAAACCUCCGUGGAGACAUCGAACGACGAAGCUUAGCCAUAAAUGAAGAGUUUGUCCACAUAUUCAAGCAAGUUAAAGAGGAGCUUGAGAGUAUAAAUGAAGAUGUGCAAGCAAUGAGCAGCAGCUGUGAAGAUAUGUCCAGUCGUCUGAAGGCAGCAAAGGAACAAACCCAGGACUUGAUAGUUAAAACCACAAAACUCCAGGCAGAAAAUCAGAGACUAGAAAUGAAAGCACAAGUUGCAGAUGCGUUCAUAGCAAAAUUCCAGCUGACACCAGAUGAAAUGAACCUCCUUCGAGGAACAAAAGAUGAGCCAAUUACUGAGGAUUUUUUCAAGGCUUUAGGAAGAGUAAAGCAAAUUCAUGAUGAUGUCAAGAUUCUCCUCCGGACAAAUCAGCAGAGGGCAGGCUUGGAAAUUAUGGAACAGAUGGCUUUACUGCAGGAGACAUCUUAUGAACGGCUUUACAGAUGGACUCAAAAUGAAUGUAGGGCUUUGACGCAAGAGUCGUGUGACAUUUCUCCUGUUCUCGCUCAAGCCAUGGAAGCCUUACAAGAUAGACCUGUCCUGUAUAAGUACACUUUGGAUGAGUUUGGAACAGCCAGGAGGAGUGCUGUAGUCCGUGGCUUUAUAGAUGCUCUUACUCGAGGAGGUCUGGGAGGUACCCCACGCCCUAUUGAAAUGCACUCCCACGAUCCUCUGAGGUAUGUAGGAGACAUGCUAGCCUGGUUGCAUCAAGCUACAGCUUCUGAAAAAGAACACCUGGAAGCUAUGUUAAAGCUUGUAACUAUUCAAGGUGUGGAAGAAAAUAUUCAAGAAGUAGUGGGGCAUAUCACAGAAGGUGUCUGCAGGCCUCUGAAGGUUAGAAUUGAGCAAGUGAUUGUUGCUGAGCCAGGAGCAGUUUUGCUGUACAAAAUUUCCAAUCUUCUCAAGUUCUACCACCAUACAAUCAGUGGUAUUGUAGGAAACAGUGCAGCCACACUGUUGACAACAAUUGAAGAAAUGCAUUUGUUGAGCAAAAAGAUAUUCUUUAACAGCCUGAGUCUUCAUGCAAGUAAACUCAUGGACAAGGUUGAACUCCCACCUCCUGAUCUUGGCCCAAGCUCUGCACUAAAUCAGACACUUAACUUGCUGCGGGAGGUUCUGGCCUCUCAUGAUUCAUCUGUUGUGCCACUGGAUGCCCGUCAAGCUGACUUUGUGCAGGUUCUGUCUUGUGUGCUAGAUCCAUUGUUACAGAUGUGUACUAUGUCUGCUAGUAAUUUGGGCACAGCUGAUAUGGCAACCUUCAUGGUAAAUUCACUUUACAUGAUGAAGACCACUUUGGCUCUCUUUGAAUUCACUGACAAACGUCUAGAAAUGUUACAGUUUCAGAUUGAAGCUCAUUUGGAUACACUCAUAAAUGAGCAAGCCUCCUACGUGUUAACCAGAGCUGGUCUAAGUUACAUAUAUAAUGCUUUGCAGCAACACAAACCAGAACAGGGUCCUCUUUCAAAUUUGUCAAGCAUGGAUUCUGUGUCCCUGAAGGUUGCAAUGGCUCAGUUUGAUCGCUAUCUCUCUGCUCCAGAUAGUCUGUUAAUGUCCCAGCUGAAUUUCCUUCUGAGUGCCACUGUGAAGGAGCAGAUAAUAAAGCAGUCAACAGAAUUGGUCUGCAGAGCUUACAGUGAGUUAUACGCAGCUGUGAUGGAUCCUUCAAAUGAAUAUAAAGAUCCAGAAACCAUACUUCACAGAUCUCCUCAUCAAGUUCAGGCACUCCUUUCAUAGUCUUGCUACCUUCAGAUUUGUCAGAAUCCAUAAUCCUGUAUUUGUUGAGUAUUUGCAUUGUUAUUUUUCUGUUUUGCAUUUUGAUGUGUAGCUGUAUAGUUAAAUAUGUAGGAAUGUGGUUUUGUUUAAUCUGCUUGGCAGAAGUGUAGUCUUUCCUGUGUCUUUGAAUACCUCCUAUAGGCCAGAAAAUAGAAUGUAGAGUUAAGAUUUAUUUUAAUGUAUUCCUCUAAUGGAAAUGGACCUUGACAAUAUGCAAUCCCUUUGAAAAAGGGAGUAAAGGAAAAAGAAGCUUUUUUCCUUGCUGUACAUAAUCAUUUCAACUCAAGAUUGAACCAGUGUCUCGUAUGACCUUACCAGUAUUUUUAUUUACUCCUUUCCCAGUUCUUACCCUCUUUUCUCAGCCUAUCAUCAGUAAGUUCUGAUAACUGAUUUUAAUACAACUGAUAUAUUUUGACUAUCUCAAGUCCCUCGCUUUUACAGCUCAUAAAUAAAUUCAGAUUAUUAGUGCAGUUUUUAAAAGUCAGUUGAUUAAAUCUUUAAAGCAAAAUCUGUGUUCUUUUUAGGAAUUCAUUAUUGGUUUUGCUAGUUCUGGUGUUUUCUGUAAGAAGAAGAAAUAAUUGAGCUGCAUACAUGUCCAUAACCUAGUACUCAAUGCUUUAAAUUAUUUGUGUAGGUUUUUUUCACUGGAAGGAUUCAGUUUUAGUGCAGUUAUUGUUCUGUAGGAGCCCUCAUAUCAGUUGAAAUUUGCUGAUCUUUUAAGGCUGGGACCAAUAACAAUGUAGGUUAGGAAAGUGUUUUGCACAGCGGUAUGGCCAAUCCUCCUUCACAUGUAUAUAUUUAUUUCUUGUUGGUUUUUUUACAGACAGAAAAAGUCUUAUCUGCUCAUGUACAAACUUUUACACAGUUGUUAAUCCACCAAGGGAUUUUCAUGGAUUAAAUGCUUGCAAUGGUGCUCCUAAACCUGAUAGUUAAAUUCAUAGUUUAGUUCACCUGUGGCAGCCACAGGUUCUGGGAAUUACGUGGAAGAGCUUGGGUGUGUAGUUGUUCUAGGCUGGUAUGUAGAAAGCCAGGAGGGAGGGUUUAACUUCCUUCCUGCUUCAGUGCAAAGCUGAACCUGCUUUGUGUAGAAACCCAAACUAUACAAAGAGAUUUACAGGUUAGGGGACCUUUGCUUCCAAUAAAAGAGGAGAAUUGUUCUCUGUUGCACCUCAAUUUUCUGUAAAUUCCUUAAACAUACUCUUCUUUUAGGGAAGCCUCAUUACAGAGAAACCUUCAGAAAACAAAGUUAGUAAAAGGAAUUUGGGGUUAUGUUUUUUGUUUGUUUUUUGUAGGAUAACUUAAGCUAACUUUUAUUGAAAGCAUUUCAUUUUUUCAUCUCUGUUGUAUGUGUGCCAUAGAGUUAUUACAGUUGCCUGAGCUUACACUCCUACUAGUGUGGCUUAUCUGUAUACAUCAAGGAGGAGAUGAGCAAUCAUUCAUAUUGAAUAACUUACAUAUUUUAUUUUUAUCUGUAAUAAUAUUUCCCAUAUAAAACAUAUACUUAAUGCCACCUGAGUCUGCAGUUCAGUGUAUGCUUGCAAAAGAGCAAGAAAUAGAGAAGAGCAGCAGCAAUACAUUUUGGUCUUUUGGAAAAAAGUCCUUGCACAAGAAAUACCCAGUGUGCUCAGAAAUCAGCUUCCUUGCUAGUACCACAAUAAAGGAAUAGCUUCUUUUCCAAAUGAGAAUAUUUUUUGGUAUUAUAGAAAAAGACUUAAAAGUUUAAAUAUCCCUGGAAUUCCAGGAUCGGAUAUAAGUUCUUCUGUAAAUAUGAAUGUUAGAUUUAUUCUAUUUAAAAACUCCUGACCUGUAAGACAAAAAUUCUGUAAGCUUUGAAAAGCUCUAUGUGAAAAUCAUGAUGUUUUGCUAAGUAAGACACUUUAAGUUACUCAGCUUUUGCAUUAUCAUAGUAUGUAUUCAGAAGGCUGUUCAUUGUUGUUUAAUAAUGUUAAUAUUGCUUAAUAUGCCUAUAAUUAUUAUCUAAUAUGUGAAAAUUGCAUCACUUGUGAAAGGAUUGUAAAUUAGCUUGUUAUUAGAUUAACAUACUCAUAAGAAUGAACUUCUUCCUGAAAUUACACUCAACCUCAGUCUCCAAUAAUCAGUCAGUAGUUUGCAUGAGGGUUAGUAAGAAGUUGCUUCCUAUCUUUCAGUCCAUGCAGAGGCCUAUCCAUGGUUUCACCUUCUCUUAAAAAAUUGCCAAAGCCAUAAUAGUUGCAACUUAUAAAAAUUGAAGUCAAUCACUAAUUUUGAUCUGUGCAGUUAAAGUAAAUAACAAGGGGUCACAAAUGAGUAUGAAUGUCAAUAAAAGCAUUUUAUU
This is a messenger RNA of Calypte anna (Anna's hummingbird), 4328 nucleotides long. RefSeq names its product component of oligomeric golgi complex 6 (gene COG6). Gene Ontology annotation, cellular component: COG complex. The coding region runs from base 29 to 1975 and encodes 648 amino acids. NCBI's taxonomy places the organism in Eukaryota, Metazoa, Chordata, Aves, Apodiformes, Trochilidae. The record is from RefSeq and is a predicted model, not a curated record. Gene Ontology annotation, biological process: intra-Golgi vesicle-mediated transport. The transcript has 19 exons.